Messenger RNA from Cotesia congregata, 2466 nucleotides. The record is from the annotation of a GenBank genome assembly. NCBI's taxonomy places the organism in Eukaryota, Metazoa, Arthropoda, Insecta, Hymenoptera, Braconidae.
AUGAGUGAAUUCAAACUACAUACUGUGAUAAGUGAUUUAAUUACAACAUUAGACUCUUCGCAUCUUCCAGAGAAAUUUAUUGAAAAAAUCCAAACAAAUGUCAUCACAGAAAACAUACCGUCUAAAAAUUCGGUAUGUCAUUUAGAAAAAAACUCAACUGACAGCGAGUUGUUUAAAAAAAAAUACAAUGAAUUAAAAGCUAAAAAAAUUGACGGGCUAGGACCGUUCAUUCAAGUAUUGCACCAGAUAUCAACAGACAGGUCAGUGAAGGAUUAUCUAGAGAAGAAAAAGGUAAAAAGUAACUUAAAAGCUCCAACUUCAUCCACAAUCACCAAUGACGAUUUAUCAACACUUCACAAAAAUAUAUUAAGAGCAGCGAGUGAGCGUGACAAACAAUCAUCAAAAAAACUACACGGAUUAAAUCGAGGUGCUGAAGGGUCGGUGGUUAAAUAUAAUCACUGGUGUUUCGAACGACCUAAAAUAACAUGGGAUUAUUACUCGGAUACUAAAUUAACUCCAUAUCAAAAGGUAGUACCUGUUGUCUCUCAAGAAUCUAUUUUAAUCUGGGAUUUAUUGAGCUGUCUCAAGGGAAUUGACGGUAAUUAUAUUGUAUCAGAAUCGUUGAACGAUUCUAAUGACAAGCGCACAUUUAUUAUUUCAACUGAUGUCAGUAUUCCGUACAAACAAUUAGUAUUGCAAAUUUUACCUCUUGCUUCUUAUUAUUCUACUGCUAUAAGAUUUGUAGAAGAUAAAAUUUUGCCCAACGAUGGUCAAGUUAAUCAUGCUCUCAGAAGUGCGAUUAAUUAUUUACUCAAGGACUACUUGUUGUUUGUCGUUCAGUUGGAAAUGGAACAUUUGAGGAGUAAAUUAAAUUUACAAAAUUUGUGGUUUUAUAUUCAACCGAUUAUGGCUACUAUGUCUAUACUGGCACAAAUAACAACAAUUAUUUCUAAGGCACGAGCUAAAGGUGGAAAAGUACUAAGCUUGCUUUAUGAGCAAAUUAGUAAUAUGAGUGGAGAAGCUAAAUGUAAAGAGCUUUGCGUAUUUUUAAUUGAAUCAGCAAGUAUACCUUACAUGCGAAUGUUGGAAAAAUGGGUUUACAAAGGCGUCAUAUGUGAUCCAUAUCAAGAGUUUUUUGUCGAAGACAAUGAAUUAAUACAACGUGAAGAGUUACCUAUGGAUUAUUCAGCUGAUUAUUGGGAAAAACGAUACACCAUGAAAUCAGAAAGAAUCCCUAAUUUUCUAAACCAACAUGCUCAUACAAUUUUACGAACUGGAAAGUAUUUCAAUGUUAUCCGUCAAUGUGGAAAAAUGAUCAAGUGGAUAAAACAAGAACCACUUAUUUACCAUUACAGAGAUCAAAAAUUGAUAUUUACUAUCGACCAAGCCUACAACGAAGCGGCACGUACUUUAUUGGAAGUAUUGAUUCACGAAAAUGAUUUGAUGGGCCGAUUAAAAAGCGUUAAAAAUUAUUUCUUAUUGUCGCAAGGAGAUUUUGUUGUACAGUUUUUGAAUUUAUGUGAAAAUGAAUUGAGUAAAAAUAUGUAUGAUAUUGUCAUUCAUCGUUUGGCUUCGUUGCUAGAGGUUGCAUUGAGAACAUCGACUGCUGAUCUAGAUCCUUAUAAAGAUGAUCUUAAGCCGGAACUGUUACCUUAUGAUUUACAGUUUCAAAUGUUUCGGAUUUUAUCAAUUCAAACAAGUGAUGAGAAAGAGUUUGCAUUCCAGGCAGGAAAAAAAUUAGAUGGUAUUGAAGCAUUCGCUUUCAAUUAUGAGGUAAAAUGGCCAGUGUCUUUGGUGAUUAAUAGAAAAGCUAUAGCAUGCUAUCAAAUGCUAGUGUGGAUUAGUAAUAAAAUAGCUAAAACAUUUACUCACACUGCAGCGAUGGCUUAUCGUCAAGCAUUUUCAUUAAGGCACCGUAUGUUGGAUUGUAUUCAACAUUUAGAAUACUAUAUGAUGGUCGAAGUUAUUGAACCAAAUUGGCAGACAUUUAUUAAUAAAAUGGGUAAAGUGACCAAUGUUGAUGAUGUUUUGACUGUUCAUCAAGAUUUACAAGAUAGUUAUUUGAAGGAAUGUAUGUUAACUGAUCCUGAAUUGUUGUCAUCUAUCACAGGAAUAUGUAACAUCUGCCUCCAAUUUUGCAACUUUAUCGAGAGUAUGAGCUGUUACUACAUUGACGCUGAAUUAUCAUCAAUGAUUCAAGAAAAUCAUCUCGAUCGUUCCGAGUAUGAGGAAAGCAAAACAAAGUCAAUCGUUAGUGGGAGUUUUGAAGAAACCAUUAACUCAUUAGAUGUUCAAUUUACCGGUGCCUUACAUAGGUUAUUAAAUCGAAUUAUUGCGUUAGGAUGUAAUAAUGAUUUUGAAAAAUUACUCAAUGUAUUAUGCAGAUUGGAUUUCAAUCUUUUCUACACUGAUUCGAUGACCGAUAAAAAUGUUGAAAUUAAGGAAGAAUUCGGAGCGUCGGGUUGA